Molecule: messenger RNA, 576 nt
Organism: Sinocyclocheilus rhinocerous
Lineage: Eukaryota; Metazoa; Chordata; Actinopteri; Cypriniformes; Cyprinidae
Product: protein fem-1 homolog A-like
Exons: 1
Molecular function (GO): protein binding
Source: RefSeq, a predicted model, not a curated record
GUGGCGCAGCGGGACAGUCCUCCGGAGACGCCGCAGUUCACCAAAGCGCUGUGCAUCAUCCUGCACCUGCUGUUCCUGCUGGAGAAGCUGGAGAGCGCUCCGGAGCAGGAGCACCAGAAGCGGCAGACCGUGUACCGGCUGCUGAAGCUCCACCCGCGGGCGCGGAGCGGCUACACACCGCUGCACAUGGCUGUGGACAAGGACACCACGUCUGUGGGCCGUUACCCGGUGGGGCGGUUCCCGUCGCUGUGUGUGGCGAGUCUGCUGCUGGAGUGCGGCGCUGAUGUGGACUCGCGCGACUGCGAGAACAACACGCCGCUGCACAUCGCCGCCGCUAACGGCUGUCCGGAGAUCAUGGCGGCGCUGAUCCGGGCCGGAGCGCACUUCGACGCCACGAACGCGCAGCACAAGACGGCCUACGAGCUGCUGGACGAGCAGAGCAGCGGGCGACACGCGCUACACCCGCUCAACCACGUCACGCUGCAGUGUCUGGCGGCCCGUGCCAUCGAGAGACACAGGCUGCCCUACAGAGGGCUGAUCUCAGAGCAGAUGGAGGCCUUCAUCGAGCUGCACUGA